AUGCUAUAUUCUGGAAUAACGCACGUAGAGACAGUGCCCGUUGAGGAAGACAUACAAAGAGAGAAGGCGUUCGUAGAGUCCACCAUGCAAGUAGUGAAUAUUCUUGCAACGCUCAAGGGGGCACACAUUCCGCUGGUCAUCCACCCGGGGAAAAGAGUCAAGUCUAAGAAGGAAAUGAGGGACAUAGAAGAGAACUUAGUUGAGUCAAGAAAGCCCCAGAAGGUAAGCUUCAAGAAGCCGUCAAGACAGGAAAGAAGAAAGAAAGACCAGGUGGAGGAAAAGAUAAAAUCAGCAAUGGCGCUGGUUCCAGAAGGGGAAAGAAAGAACAAGAAGUUCAAAAAAGACGAUAAGAAAAAAGGAAAAAAACAAAGGCUUGGAAAGAACAAAAGACAGAAGAUGUCGCAUAGAAAAUAA
Nematocida minor is the source of this 414-nucleotide messenger RNA. RefSeq lists its product as uncharacterized. Lineage: Eukaryota; Fungi; Microsporidia. The transcript has a single exon. Bases 1 to 414 code for a protein of 137 amino acids. The record is from RefSeq and is a predicted model, not a curated record.